Erythranthe guttata (spotted monkey flower) is the source of this 1361-nucleotide messenger RNA. RefSeq lists its product as uncharacterized. Gene Ontology annotation, molecular function: sequence-specific DNA binding; DNA-binding transcription factor activity. NCBI's taxonomy places the organism in Eukaryota, Viridiplantae, Streptophyta, Magnoliopsida, Lamiales, Phrymaceae. Gene Ontology annotation, biological process: response to ethylene. Gene Ontology annotation, cellular component: nucleus. The record is from RefSeq and is a predicted model, not a curated record.
AUUUUGUGCCAAUUUUUCCCAACUCUUCUUCCCUUCCCAAGAACGGCUUAAAAAUCUUGGGGAAAAAAAGGAAUUAGAAAAGAAAAAACCCUAAAGCAGCCGACUCGUCUUUCUCGCAGGAAAUAAUGAUAGAGUUGAAGAGUAUAAUCACAGUUUGAUUUAGUUUAAUUGAAAUUUCAGUCGGGCAAUUUCGUCGAAAAUAAGAUGGACGAUAAUGAAAAUGGGAAUGUGAAUUCGAGGAAUUGGACAUUUCAUCAGUACUCAAGAACUCCAUAUGAAGAGCCUCACCAUCAUCAUAAUCAUAUGCCCCUUAAUCUAAUGCCUUCCAUGAUCGAAACGUCCCUUUCCGGUGGUGGUGGCGGCGGCGGCGGCGGUGGUGUUCGUGAACUGCCCGUAACAGCCUCCACUAACCACCACCACCACCACCACAUCACUGGAAUAUCCGGUGGGCCCCUCAACCCGUUAAGUUGUUGGAUGGGUCCAAACAGUAGCAAGUACCUCAACAAUCCGUUGUCCGUUAAUCCCAAUCGUCCUUAUUAUCUACAGAGCUACGUCGAUGUUUCAUCCGAGGCUUCGUCCCCUCAGAUAACUUUACCCAAAAACGACACCUCGUUGAUGAUUAAUAAAGUGGAAGAAUCGUGCGAGGAAAGAGAUAAUAGUGGUGGUGGUGGUAGUGGAGGUGGGGUGGCGGUAAAGAAGAGAGGUGGUGGCGGUGGUGGAAAAGCACCGAAAGAGAAGAAACCGAGGACUAAUAAAACUCCGAGGGGGGCCCCAAACGAAGACCGUGCAAAGGCCCCCAAGAAAAUGGCGGAAGUUGUAAUUAACGGACAAAAUAUGGAUAUUUCGAAAAUCCCUAUACCGAUUUGCUCAUGCACGGGGACAGCUCAUCAAUGCUAUAGGUGGGGAUCCGGUGGUUGGCAGUCCGCGUGCUGUACCACGGGGCUGUCCGUGCACCCCUUGCCCGUGAGCACAAAGAGGCGUGGGGCCCGUAUAGCUGGGCGGAAGAUGAGUGUCGGAGCUUUCAAGAAGGUUCUAGAGAAACUCUCUUCCGAGGGUUAUGAUUUUUCCAACCCGAUCGACCUUAGGAGUUAUUGGGCCAAACAUGGUACGAAUAAGUUUGUCACUAUCCGAGACGGGCCUGGUUAGAAAUGCUGAAGGAAGCUUCAAGAAGUGAGUUUCUUUGUUUCAUUAGUUUCGCCUUAUUUAAUUUUUUUUCCCGAGCACAUUGGAUACGAUUUGUUGAACUUAUUUUACAUUUUUGUACUUGGGAGGAAAAUAGUAGAAUGUUUUGUCGAGUUUUUAUUAUAUUCAUUGUAGUUCCAUAUUUGGUUUUUUCGAUAGUGGUCUUUGUUUUAAGAUAU